UUUAUUGAAUAAAUAUUAAUGUACAUACAUUAAUUUAUCUAAAUCAUUAUCUAUAUUAUUAUUAUUUCAUAAUUAAAAUAAUUUAUAUUAAAAUUAUAAAAAGUUCAUCGUCUUUAUGGAAGGAUGUUGUCAUUUCUUUAUGAUAUCUAUCCGACUAUACUAGCUAUUUGAUUAUUGUUUGUAGUCUCUGAUGUGGCUUAAUGGAUUCGAUUUCUGUUCCCAAUCCUAAACCUAAACAAAUGUUUUACCUGAAAUGGCCAUGGAAUGAAACAAACCCUAAUUCUAGUCCUGGUCCCUGCAAGUUUGAGGGUCCUUGGCCAUUGAAAUCUCUCCAAAACCUUGGUUUAAUACCUUUCAAUUUUGCGAGCUCUGUUUCAGGUUGGAAAAAGAAAACGACUCUCACACAGUCGGAGGCAGAACAGAGGGCAUUUGCUUUGGCUCUGGCAAGCGCCAAGGAGGCGACUUUGGUGGAAUUCUACUCAGCCAAGUGCAGGCUCUGUAAUUCCCUGUUCAAAUUUGUUUCCGAAGUCGAAACCCGGAACUCUCACUGGCUCAAUAUUGUCAUGGCUGAUGCUGAGAAUCCCAAUUGGCUACCUGAGGUAUCAAAUGGACCUUUUCACAAACUAAAAUGCAGCUCCUUCAUUAUGAUGUUAGCUAUGUUCCUUGUUUUGUGCUUCUCGACCACAAUGGCAAGGCCCUGGCAAAGACAGGUGUCCCGAGCAGUCGUUUACACGUUAUUGCAGGAAUCUCCCAUCUUCUCAAAAUGAAGCGCCCUCAACAAAAAUGAAAAUGACGGAUUAUGAGUAAGUGAAACCAAAAUUUGUUGGUUGAUUGUUUAUUGAUGUAGAUGGCUUGAAUUACAUUUUAUACAAACAGUUUAUUAUCCUUCUUUCUUUCUCA
Messenger RNA from Vigna angularis (adzuki bean), 900 nucleotides. RefSeq lists its product as uncharacterized. The record is from RefSeq and is a predicted model, not a curated record. Gene Ontology annotation, biological process: cell redox homeostasis. Lineage: Eukaryota; Viridiplantae; Streptophyta; Magnoliopsida; Fabales; Fabaceae. Bases 201 to 767 code for a protein of 188 amino acids. The transcript has 2 exons.